AUGACGACCCACUUCUCAUACCCAAGUCUCGAUCUCCAAGACAAGCUAAAACAGACCGCUGAAGCUAUAGUUGCUCCAGGAAAAGGAAUUUUAGCUGUGGAUGAAGCCAACGAUGCUAUUGGCAAACUCCUAGCAACCGUUGGACUGCAGAACACAGAAAACAAUAGAAGAAGAUAUAGACAGCUUCUGUUUACAGCCGAUGACGCUCUAUCAGAUAAUAUAUCAGCAACAAUACUCUUCGACGAGACAGUAUACCAGAAGACGGAUGAUGGAACCCCAUUCAUAGAGUUGCUUAAGAAGAAGAAUAUCAUACCUGGCAUCAAGGUUGAUAGAGAUACGGUUCCACUGUUUUUGUCUGAAGAUGAAGUUACUACUCAAGGUCUCGACGAUUUAGCAAAACGCUGUGCAGAGUACAAAAAGCAAGGCUGUCGUUUUGCCAAAUGGAGAGCUCCUCUGAAGAUUGGUGAACAUACACCUUCAGUGCAAGCUAUUCAGGACACUGCUCAAGUAUUGGCCCGAUACGCUGCGAUUUGUCAGAGCGAGGGCCUGGUUCCCAUCGUUGAACCUGAUAUUUUGUUGGAUGGCGAUCAUGAUAUUGUACGAGCACAGAAAGUAACGGAAGUUGUGUUAGCUGCUGUGUACAAGGCUUUGAGUGAUCAUCACGUAUUCUUAGAAGGAACUUUAUUGAAACCGAAUAUGGUGACUCCUGGACAAGGAUGCUCAAAAAGAAGCUCAACAGAAGAAAUCGCAAAAGCCACAGUCACUGCUUUGCUAAGAGGAGUACCGGCUGCAGUACCAGGAAUAACCUUCCUUUCUGGAGGUCAAUCUGAAGAAGAAGCGACACAGAACCUAAAUGCUAUCAACCGAGUGAACAUGAAGAAACCGUGGAUGCUUACCUUCAGUUAUGGUCGGGCUCUUCAAGCCUCUGUCUGGAAGACCUGGGCAGGAAAGGAUGAAUAUGUUAAGAAAGCGCAACAGGAGUUGUUGAAGAGGGCUAAGGCCAAUGGACUAGCUGCACUUGGAAAAUACGACGGCACCAUUAGCACGGCAGCGAGUGACAAAUCUAACUACAGCAAAGAACAUAAAUACUAAAAUUGUAAGCAUAUUUCGUAAUGCCACAAGUACAUAACAGUGGCGAAGGACUCAGACAGCUAGAUUGUGAUUGGUAUAUCUAAGAAAUUUAUUCUACUAAUUACCUGAAGAUAGUAAAAAUUUGGAAUUGAUUGAAGAGAUUUGGUAUUUUGCUACAUGUAGCCACCCUUCGCCAUUGUUACACACAGCAUUCAAAGCCGAAAAGCAAGAGGUUUUGUAUCAUAG
Hyposmocoma kahamanoa is the source of this 1317-nucleotide messenger RNA. RefSeq names its product fructose-bisphosphate aldolase-like. Gene Ontology annotation, cellular component: cytosol. The transcript has 8 exons. Bases 1 to 1092 code for a protein of 363 amino acids. Gene Ontology annotation, molecular function: fructose-bisphosphate aldolase activity. Gene Ontology annotation, biological process: fructose 1,6-bisphosphate metabolic process; glycolytic process. NCBI's taxonomy places the organism in Eukaryota, Metazoa, Arthropoda, Insecta, Lepidoptera, Cosmopterigidae. The record is from RefSeq and is a predicted model, not a curated record.